Messenger RNA from Arabis nemorensis, 201 nucleotides. Lineage: Eukaryota; Viridiplantae; Streptophyta; Magnoliopsida; Brassicales; Brassicaceae. The record is from the annotation of a GenBank genome assembly.
AUGGGUAUUCAUCUAGCUCUAGUGCUUGUUCUUUCUUCUUAUAUGCUUUUAAAGCAAGUGGCCGAAGGAAAAUUUGAUGUGAUAUUCUAUAACUUCUACUUUCCGAGUUUACAUGAUUUCGAUUGUGUCGAUAUAUACAAACAACCGGCUUUCCAACAUCCACUGUUGAAAAACCACAAGAUUCAGGCAGAACAUAUAUAA